AUGUCGACUAAUGCGACAAAAAACAUCUGGUUUGGAGUGUGGCUUACUGAGUUUCUUCUGAUGUUUAUAAUCAACGCCUUCACUCUCAUUAUCUUUGCAAGAACUCUCCAGCUGCGCAAGCGCAGUACGUACCUGAUAAUAAACCUGACUGUAGCUGAUCUACUGAUAGCAGGCAUUUCAGGACCUGAAGCCCUUUGGGUUCUUAAAACAGAGAAAAGACCGGAACAUGGCCUCAGAGCUUUACAUUUAAUAAUCUCUGACAUGUGUUGGAUAGCUUCACUGGGUAACCUAGUUUUAAUUUCUUUAGAGCGAUUACACGUAACACUAUACCCAUUUAGGCAUUAUUGUUUAGUUGAAAAACGAAUUCACUAUACGAUUAUCAUUUUUAGUUGGUUGGGAGCUUUGACUCUAGCAUGUGUUCAACACAUCAUUCGCAUGAAUGAUUCGGCCCUCGCAGAUCGAUACCCCUGGAUAAUUUAUGUUGCUCUUACCCUUGCAGUGCUAACAACAUCUUACGUUAUAAUAAUUUCAAAAUUUAUUAGAAGACCUCAUGUCCAGCAGUUAGGGUCAGUUAUGUCAGCAGAAAGAAAACUUUCAGUAACUUUAUUCAUAGUUAGUGCUGCCUCUAUACUUACUCUUCUUCCCUGGGUAAUAAUUAUUUGUAUCUCGAUAAGUUCAGACCGUUACUUAUGGAGUAAGUUCACACCUAUGAAGAUAGCAUCAACAUUUUAUCACCUUAAUUCUAUCUUUAAUCCAGUGAUCUACGCAAUUAGAUUGCCAGAAUUCAGGAGACCUUUGAAGGAGGUUUUCUGCAAAAACACUUCGUAUCCAGUAAGGCGGGACCAACCUAUUGAACUUCAAGCAAUUUAG
Messenger RNA from Porites evermanni, 870 nucleotides. The record is from the annotation of a GenBank genome assembly. NCBI's taxonomy places the organism in Eukaryota, Metazoa, Cnidaria, Anthozoa, Scleractinia, Poritidae.